GUACUGUAUCGGGGGAGCCUUGGGACUCGGGACCCUGAUGUACGCCGCCAUUGGUAUUGUGUCACCCCUUACGGUCCGGAAGCGGAAGAGCAAUUACGUCAUAGGCGUGUUGUCUGAGGUCGAACAUGGGGCCCAAGUACUGGCAGCCUCCUUGGUACACCAGGCUCAGUGGACAACUCCAGCAAUCGCCACCCGCCGUAUUUUCCUGGCCUUCUGGUGGAUCUUCUGCAUUGCCCUGGCGGCCACGUACCGUGGGAACCUCACGGCCUUUCUGCUGGUUUACAAAGACGUGGUCCCAUUCAACACUCUGCAAGAACUGGCCAAUCAGAACGUCUACAAGUGGGGCGUCAUCGGCUCCACUGUUGUAGAGGGUUUGCUUUACACGUCUCAACGGGAGGACUUCCGGAAGUUGGGAGACGGCCUUAAAAAGUUCAAGGCUAUUGACCCGGAAGUUGUCAGCCUUGACUCGGAAGUCCAUCGCAGAAAGAUCAACCGUGGUCAGUACGCAUACAUCAGCGACAUGGUCCCCAUGGAGAUUUGGGUGGCAGAAGACUGCGACUUGCGUUUCCUGAAAGAGACAGUGAUGCCCCUGCCUUUUGUUGUUGGCCUUCAUAACAACUCGGUAUACGUGCAAACCUUCAACGGGAUACUCUUGGAGAUAGAACAGGCCGGUCUGUACCAGAUGUGGAAAAAGAAAUGGUGGCCUUCUGGUGGUCAAUGCAUUACAGGCACACAACAUGGAACCAAAGUUGUCUCCCUCCUCCAAUCUCAAUCCGCAUUUUAUGUUCUUCUUAUUGGGCUCGUUACAUCGAUUUUACUUCUCCUCCUCGAGACUUGCUGGAACCGGAAAUGUGCGGCACUGGAUUUGGAUAACUCAUCCCAAAAGAACAAUUCGGAUAACUCGCAAGGAGAAUCCAAUCCGGAUGAUUUAUACGAGAAGAAAACAGAUCUGGAUACAUUAAGUUCGACACUCAAACUCAAAGGAUCUAAGCCGACACAGAGUCACGGUGGAUUUGAUUGGACAAAAGAUGCAAAAUGGUCGAAUUACGUCACUCAAUUCUUGACGGAAGAUGUCGCCACGUUCAGCAGACGAGAGUGGCCGACGGCUGACAUGUGGGACACAGAACGUGCGGACGAGAGAAGCUACGAGGGCUGGAGGACACUAGACACUGGCCUGUGAGGGUCACAGGCACUCUAAAAGUGAUAGUUUUUAGUCAGUUAAGUGUUUUAUCCACUCCUACUUAUCCCCCCCCCCCCC
This is a messenger RNA of Aplysia californica (California sea hare), 1258 nucleotides long. RefSeq names its product glutamate receptor ionotropic, delta-1. NCBI's taxonomy places the organism in Eukaryota, Metazoa, Mollusca, Gastropoda, Aplysiida, Aplysiidae. Gene Ontology annotation, cellular component: membrane. Bases 38 to 1180 code for a protein of 380 amino acids. Gene Ontology annotation, molecular function: ligand-gated monoatomic ion channel activity. The transcript has 4 exons. The record is from RefSeq and is a predicted model, not a curated record.